Messenger RNA from Balaenoptera ricei (Rice's whale), 2607 nucleotides. RefSeq names its product cholinergic receptor nicotinic alpha 4 subunit (gene CHRNA4). Gene Ontology annotation, biological process: nervous system process; regulation of membrane potential; monoatomic ion transmembrane transport. The record is from RefSeq and is a predicted model, not a curated record. Gene Ontology annotation, molecular function: transmembrane signaling receptor activity; acetylcholine-gated monoatomic cation-selective channel activity. Gene Ontology annotation, cellular component: synapse; neuron projection; postsynaptic membrane. NCBI's taxonomy places the organism in Eukaryota, Metazoa, Chordata, Mammalia, Artiodactyla, Balaenopteridae.
AUGGCUACGGGGCUCGCGUUUCUGCGGAGGGGCGACGAGUGUGUGCGCCGCAGACUGUGGUUCCGCCGCACAAAGGGGCCCCUCCCGGCCCCUCCUCCGAGCACCUGCUGCCACCUCGACCCACCUGAGGGCGGAGCCCCUGCCGGGUCGUCCAGCACGCUGCCCGGGCAUCUCGAUCCGUGCGGGGCUCCCCUCCUGGCGCCCGGAGACCCUGGGUGCGCGUCCUCCCUCCGGGCAGGCGUCGGAGGCGCUGGGCUGGGGACGAGGAGGGGGUCAGUGUCUCGCGGUCCUCGAACCAGACCGCGCAGGGAUUCCCCAGACGCACGCAGUGACUACCGGGCCCCCACUCGUGGCUCGGGCACGUCCCCAGCCCCAGGAGGUCGAAGGAAACUUUGGCCCUGCGCGGGCAGAGCGCAGCCUCCGCCCCCCCUCUCGGCUCGCGGUCCGUUCCCCCUCCUUUCCCCUCCGAUCCUCGCCCUCCUUCCCGCUCCCUCCUCCUUUCCCUCCCCCCCUCCUCCUCGCCGGCUGGAGGCGGGCAGGUCCGGGCGGGGCCGCGCCGCUGAGCCCACAGCCCCGCGCUCCCGGCGCGGUAGCCGCCGCCGAGCCCCGCGGGAGACGCCGAACCAGGCCCGGCGGACGGAGCUGCCCGCGCGGCGCGGGGGGCAUGAAGUUGGGCUCGCGCGGAGCUCGGAGCAGGGGCGCGGCGGGUCCGGGAGCCGCCCGCAUCUAGAGCCCGCUCGGUGCGCCAUGGAGCUCGGGGGCCCGGGGGCGCCGCCGCCGCCGCUGCUGCCGCCGCUGCUGCUGCUGCUGGGGGCCGGCUUCUUGCCUGUGAGCAGUCACGUGGAGACCCGGGCCCACGCGGAGGAACGGCUGCUGAAGAAACUCUUCUCUGGCUACAACAAGUGGUCCCGGCCUGUGGCCAACAUCUCGGAUGUAGUUCUCGUCCACUUCGGCCUGUCUAUCGCACAGCUCAUUGACGUGGAUGAGAAGAACCAGAUGAUGACGACGAACGUGUGGGUGAAGCAGGAGUGGCAUGACUAUAAGCUGCGCUGGGACCCCGCUGACUACGAGAACGUGACCUCCAUCCGCAUCCCCUCUGAGCUCAUCUGGCGGCCGGACAUCGUCCUGUACAACAACGCGGACGGGGACUUUGCCGUCACCCACCUGACCAAGGCCCACCUCUUUCACGACGGGCGGGUGCAGUGGACACCCCCAGCCAUCUACAAGAGCUCCUGCAGCAUCGACGUCACCUUCUUCCCCUUCGACCAGCAGAACUGCACCAUGAAGUUCGGGUCCUGGACCUAUGACAAGGCCAAGAUCGACCUGGUGAGCAUGCACAGCCGCGUGGACCAGCUGGACUUCUGGGAGAGCGGCGAGUGGGUCAUCGUGGACGCCGUGGGCACCUACAACACGCGCAAGUACGAGUGCUGCGCGGAGGUGUACCCGGACAUCACGUACGCCUUCGUCAUCCGGCGCCUGCCGCUCUUCUACACCGUCAACCUCAUCAUCCCCUGCCUGCUCAUCUCCUGCCUGACGGUGCUCGUCUUCUACCUGCCCUCCGAGUGCGGCGAGAAGAUCACGCUCUGCAUCUCCGUGCUGCUCUCGCUCACCGUCUUCCUGCUGCUCAUCACCGAGAUCAUCCCGUCCACCUCGCUGGUCAUCCCGCUCAUCGGCGAGUACCUGCUCUUCACCAUGAUCUUCGUCACGCUCUCCAUCAUCAUCGCCGUCUUCACGCUCAACGUGCACCACCGCUCCCCGCGCACGCACACCAUGCCCGCCUGGGUCCGCCGCGUCUUCCUGGACGUCGUGCCGCGCCUGCUCUUCAUGAAGCGGCCGUCCGUGGUGAAGGACAACUGCCGGCGGCUCAUCGAGUCCGUGCACAAGGCGGCCGGGGCCCCGCGCUUCUGGCCGGAGCCCCGGGGGGAGCCCGAGCUCAGGAGUAGGGGCCCCGCUCCGUCCCCGACCCCAACCCCGUCUUGCGGCCCGGACCAGCCGGGCAAGCCCCAGCCGGCCUGCACGUCGCCCUCAGACCAGGCCUCUGCUCUGCAGCCCUCAGAGGCCGAGAAGGCCAGUCCCUGCCCCUCGCCUGGGCCCUGCCGCCCACCAGGGCUCGCCAAGGCCCGGUCCCUGAGCGUCCAGCACAUGUCCGGCCCCAGCGAAGUGGCAGAGGGUGGCGUGAGGUGCCGGUCCCAGAGCAUCCAGUACUGCGUGCCCCGAGAAGAGGCCGCCUCCCCAGCCGACCGCCCAGCGGACGGCUCCCCUGCCUCGCUGACCACGGCCCCCUCGGCCGAGCUUCCGCCCCGAGACCAGGCCUCCCCCUGCAAAUGCAAGUGCAGGAAGGAGGCGGAGGCACCGAAUGCCGCGCUCAAGGCCCCCGGCACCGGAGCACCACCCCUGCCCCUGUCGCCAGCUCUGGCGCGGGCGGUUGAGGGUGUCCAGUACAUUGCAGACCACCUGAAGGCGGAAGACAUGGACUUCUCGGUGAGGCAGGACUGGAAGUACGUGGCCAUGGUCAUCGACCGCAUCUUCCUCUGGGUGUUCAUCCUCGUCUGCCUGCUGGGGACGGUGGGCCUCUUCCUGCCGCCCUGGCUGGCCGGCAUGAUCUAG